Molecule: messenger RNA, 3057 nt
Organism: Epinephelus moara (kelp grouper)
Lineage: Eukaryota; Metazoa; Chordata; Actinopteri; Perciformes; Serranidae
Gene: slc26a10
Product: solute carrier family 26 member 10
Exons: 18
Coding region: 249-2324 (691 amino acids)
Biological process (GO): transmembrane transport
Cellular component (GO): membrane
Molecular function (GO): sulfate transmembrane transporter activity; chloride transmembrane transporter activity; oxalate transmembrane transporter activity
Source: RefSeq, a predicted model, not a curated record
AUGGACCAGCACACCUUUAUGCUGUCUGAGGCAGGACAAAGAUGUGAAAAAAGUUGGCCAGCACUGUAACAAAAAAGGUUGAGCUAUGAGCCAUGUCAUUGGCUAAGAAGAGUCUGACAGGAAAAUGCAAUGGCUCUUGAGGUCAGGGCAGAGUCUGCUAUAAAUGUAUUCCAACAGACAACACCUUUACUGACUCUACAAGAGUGCUUGCAUGGUGAGCUGUCAUUGCUCACCUCUACAGGGGAAAUAUGAGCGCUUCUGUGGCCGUGUACAGGGAUAUUUAUACAGAGGACCGCUUCAAACAGGCCUAUGGUUCUGAUGUUAACUCAAGUGGAAGUUUACGACUCCGGGAAAAACUUGCCGGGAGUUGCAGGUGUUCAAGGCGGGCCUGCCUUCACCUGUUGAGGAAGAGAGUGCCUAUUUUCAGUUGGCUGCCAAGAUACAGACUAAAGAAAUGGAUUUUAGGAGACACUAUAGCAGGACUGACUGUUGGUAUUCUUCACAUUCCCCAAGGCAUGGCCUUCGCCUUACUCACAUCUGUCGCACCAAUAUUUGGCCUUUACACCUCCUUCUUCCCAGUGGUCCUCUAUAUGAUUUUUGGCACAGGUCGUCAUGUGUCCACAGGUACCUUUGCUGUGGUGAGUCUGAUGACUGGCUCUGUGGUGGAGCAGCUGGUUCCCACUCCUCUGGAGAUGAACUCAACUUCAUCUGAAGCAGCCGACUUUGAGGCCCAGAGGAUUGGCGUUGCCUCAGCUGUGGCACUCCUCUCAGGAAUUAUCAUGCUCUGUAUGUUUGGUCUUCAGCUGGGCUUCCUCUCCACUUAUCUGUCUGAGCCAAUUGUUAAGGCUUUCACCAGUGCUGCUGCCUUCCAUGUUACCGUGUCACAGCUACAAAGCAUGCUGGGGCUGCGGCUCCCUCGCUACACUGGGACCUUCUCCCUCUUCAAAACUUUAGCGUCAGUGAUGGAGAACCUGCCUCACACCAACAUGGCUGAGCUGCUGAUCUCCGUGGUGUGCUUGGCUGUCCUGGUGCCAGUUAAGGAGAUAAAUAUGCGUUACCGGCAGCGCCUGCGUACGCCUAUCCCUGUGGAGAUCCUCACGGUAAUUAUUGCUACAGGUGUGGCCUACGCCUCAUCGCUGGACUCUACUUACAACAUUGAGAUAGUUGGCCACAUCCCAGCAGGAUUCCCAAAGCCACAGAUGCCUGCCUUGCACACCUUCCCUGACAUUGCCGGAGACACAGUAGCCAUAACAUUUGUUGGUUACGCUGUGUCUGUCUCACUGGCGAUGAUCUACGCUGACAAACAUGGAUAUUCCAUACAUCCCAACCAGGAGCUCCUGGCCCAUGGUAUCUCCAACACUGUGUCUUCAUUUUUCACCUGCUUCCCCAGCUCAGCCACUCUUGCCACCACUAAUAUACUUGAGAGUGCCGGAGGACACACACAGCUCUCCGGCUUGUUCACUAGCCUGGUUGUUCUGAUUGUCCUGCUGCUGAUUGGACCGCUCUUCUACUUUCUACCAAAGGCAGUCUUGGCAUGCAUUAACGUCACCAGCCUCCGGCAGAUGUUCCUGCAGUUCCAGGGUUUACCUGAGCUGUGGAGAAUCAGCAAGAUUGACUUUAUGGUUUGGGUGGUGACCUGGCUCUCUGUAGUCAUACUCAAUGUGGAUCUUGGCCUAGCUAUCGGAGUGGUUUUCUCAAUGAUGACCGUCAUCUGCCGCACACAAAGGGCUGGUUGUUCUGUGCUUGGUCGGGCCAGCAACACGGAAAUUUACAGACCUCUGGAGAACCACAGCAAGUGCUAUGAGGUACCUGGAGUGAAGAUCUUGACUUACAACGGGCCUAUUUACUACGGCAACCGCAGCUUCUUCAGGGAGGAGAUGAACAGGCUGCUGGGCCUGACGCCAGAGAAGAUCCGCAGCCGGGAGAAAACUAGGAAAGCCCUGGAGAAAAGGGAGAGAGAGACUAACGUCAACACUGUGGAAAGAGGGAUUGCAAACACAUCGUUUUCCUCAGAAAAUGAGUUCUUUAAAUCUGAAGCAUCUGAGAGCGAUGUUCAGUCCGUGUUAAUUGAUUGCAGCAGUGUGACGUUUGUUGAUGUUGCUGGAGCAAGACUCUUUAUACAGAUGUGUACUGAAUGCCAGAAAGCUGGAGUUCAUGUAUAUUUGGCAAACUGCAAUGAGAGCGUCUUAAAGAUCCUCACAUCAAGUGGUUUAAUGACCUACAUGAACCCUCAGCAUAUUUUCGUCACAAUUCAUGAUGCAGUGAUGUACAUUCAACAGCAGAAGGAAAAACCUCCAGAGAACACCACAACUGUUUGGGUAUGAGCCAGGAGGAUAUUGAUGAGUCAUGCUCACAUCAACCGAGUGUCUCGGACUACAGCGGCAGAGGGCAGUGGGACUUACACAUUUUGUUUUAAAAGUAGAGACUAUGUCUCUCAGCUGUAUGGCAGUGCUCCAGCGUUAAGUCUAGACUUCACUAUAUACCAGUGUUUUGAAGACGCAGUAGCCUGUUGUAGCACAAUGUCCUGAAUUACUAUUCUUAUUUAAUUAUUCAUUUACAGUGUUACCAGUUUUCUCACUGAUAUCGGACUCACCCAUGGCACACUUUAAUGCGAUAUUAAUAAAUGGUCAUAACAUCAGAGGGCUUUAAAUCAGGAAGAUGCCACAGACAAUCUCCUGAUUUUUAGUGUACAACAAUAAAAAUACAUAAUUUUUGACUUUAAAACUGUUUAUGAUGGAUGUUAAUUUUUUUGUCUUUUAUUGUCUCAUAUGCUGGUCAAUUAGCACAGUGAUAUUUAUUUAGUUUCUGUUCGUUGUUUGCAAUACAGACAAUUAUAAAGUGCACUGAAUAGUUUGUUAAAAUACAAUGUGUAUUUAUAUGUUUUGAAAUAUGUGCUCCAAUAUGCAACUAUGUACAGUAAAUGCCACCCCAUACUGUCUCAAAAUGUCUUGUCUUUUAACUCCAUAGAGACUGCACUGUAUUGUAUGAAUGACUUUUGUAUUUGUCAGUCACUGUUUCAUCCAGUGGCUGUUUUUGACAAUAAAUAUAUCUCCAAAA